Molecule: messenger RNA, 9678 nt
Organism: Ochotona princeps (American pika)
Lineage: Eukaryota; Metazoa; Chordata; Mammalia; Lagomorpha; Ochotonidae
Gene: VPS13A
Product: vacuolar protein sorting 13 homolog A
Exons: 72
Coding region: 47-9562 (3171 amino acids)
Biological process (GO): protein targeting to vacuole; protein retention in Golgi apparatus; autophagy
Cellular component (GO): extrinsic component of membrane
Source: RefSeq, a predicted model, not a curated record
CGGGCCUCGAGAGGCGGGCCGCGUCGGGCGGGCCGGCCGCGGGAAGAUGGUGUUCGAGUCGGUGGUCGUGGACGUGUUGAACCGGAUCUUGGGGGACUAUGUGGUGAACCUGGACUCGUCGCAGCUCUCUCUGGGCAUCUGGAGAGGAGCUGUGACCCUCAAGAAUCUUGUAAUUAAAGAAAAUGCCCUGAGUCAGUUGGAUGUACCGUUUAAAGUUAAAGUUGGUCACAUAGGAAAUCUUAAACUUAUAAUUCCUUGGAAAAACCUUUAUACUCAACCAGUUGAAGCGGUAUUGGAAGAAAUUUAUUUAAUUAUAGUGCCUUCCUCUAGAAUAAAAUAUGACCCGAUAAAAGAAGAAAAGCAGCUUAUGGAAGCAAAGCAACAGGAGUUAAAAAGAAUAGAAGAAGCAAAACAAAAAGUAGUUGAUCAAGGAAAUCCCCCAGAGGAAAAACAGGACACUUUUGUAGAAAAGUUAGUUACUCAAAUCAUAAAAAAUCUGCAAGUAAAAAUUUCCGAAAUCCAUAUUCGUUAUGAAGAUGAUGUCACGCAUAGAGACAGGCCACUAUCAUUUGGUGUCUCCCUUCAGAAUCUGAGCAUGCAGACUACUGAUCAGUACUGGGUUCCAAGUUUACAUGAUGAAACUGAGAAGCUAGUUCGUAAGUUAAUCCGGUUGGAUAACCUUUUUGCCUAUUGGAAUGUGGAGUCUCAGAUGUUUUAUCUUAAUGAUUUUGAUGCCUCAUUGGAAAAAUUGAGGAAUGGCAUUGUCAAUGAAAAUAUUGUUCCUAAAGGUUAUGAUUUUGUGUUCCGCCCCUUGUCUGUUAAUGCCAGACUUCAGCUGAGUCGCCGAUCAGACUUUGACUUUUCUGAUCCCAAAAUCAACCUGGAUGUUGAGUUGCAUAACAUAGCAAUUGAAUUUAAUAAACCACAGUAUUUCAGUCUUAUGGAGCUUCUUGAAUCUAUCGAUAUGAUGAAACAAAACCUGCCGUAUAGGAAAUAUAAGCCAGAUGUGCCUCUGCAUUACCAUGCCAGGGAAUGGUGGGCUUAUGCCGCACACGGCAUUCUGGAAGUAAAUGUGAUCCCCAGCUUACAGAUGUGGUCCUGGAAGCAUAUUCGUGAACACAGACAGAAAGUGAAGCAGUAUAAAGAACUGUAUAAAAAAAAGCUAACGAAUAAGAAGCCAUCCGGGGAAGUUCUUACAGCUUUGGAGGAAUUAGAAAAAUCUCUGGAUGUCUUUAAUAUAACUCUAGCCAGACAACAGGCAGAGGUUGAGGUAAAGAAAUCUGGAUACAAGAUUUAUAAAGAAGGUGUUAAAGAUGCAGAGGAUAACAAAGGAUGGUUUGGCUGGCUGUGGAGUUGGUCGGAACCGAGUACCAAACAGCAGCCGGAUGUUAAACCUGGAACCCUUGAAGAAAUGUUGACACCUCAAGAGAAAGCCUUACUCUAUGAAGCGAUUGGCUACAGCGAAACAGCCGUUGAUCCAACCUUGCCAAAAACAUUUGAAGCAAUGAAGUUUUUUGUGCACUUGAAAAGAAUGUCUAUUGUCCUAAGAGAAAAUGACCAGGAGCCUGAGCUGUUAGACAUUGUGCUGGAGGAACUGAGCACUCUGGUUGUGCAGCGACCCGGAGCACAGGCGUUGAAAUUUGUUACCAAAAUAGAUUCGUUUCAUGUUACUGGCUUACCAAAUAAUUCAGAAAAACCCCGCCUCUUGUCAUCUCUGGAUGAUACGAUGUCUCUCUUCCAAAUCAUAUUUGAGAUAAAUCCGUUAGAUGAAACUGUUGCCCAAAGAUGUAUCAUAGAAGCUGAGCCUUUAGAGAUGAUAUACGACGCAAGAACGGUGAACAACAUAGUGGAAUUCUUCAGACCUCCGAAAGAGCUGCAUCUCGCACGGCUCACGUCAGCCACUCUGACAAAACUGGAAGAAUUCCGUGACAAGACAGCCACAGGUCUGCUCUAUAUUAUUGAAACACAGAAAGUUCUUGAUCUGAGAAUUAACUUGAAGGCUUCAUACAUUAUUGUCCCGCAAAAUGGAAUUUUUAGCUCGAUGUCGAAUUUACUUCUUUUGGAUCUUGGUCAUCUAAAGGUAACCAGUAAAAGUCGUUCACAGUUGCCAGAUGUGAAACAAGGUGGGGCCAAUCUUGAAGAGAUAAUGCAUAGAGCAUAUGAUUCAUUUGAUGUUCAGCUUACAAGCAUACAGCUGCUUUACAGCAGAGUUGGAGAUAAUUGGAAAGAAGCACGAAAGCUCAACGUGUCCACACAGCACCUUCUGGUCCCUAUGCACUUCAAUGUGGAGCUCUCGAAGGCCAUGGUUUUCCUGGACACAAAGAUGCCCAAAUUCAAAGUUUCUGGAAAGUUGCCUCUUGUUUCUUUACGAAUCUCGGAUAACAAACUGCAAGGGAUUAUGGAACUGGUUGACAGCAUUCCAAAGCCUCAACCUGUGACAGAGGUAUCUGCCCCUGUCAGACCACUGCAGACUCGCACAUCUCUCUCUUUGGGAGCGUCACAGCUUACACAGAAAAGAAUUACUCUCUUGGAGCUUCCUUCUGUUGCGGAAGAUGAUUCAGAGGAGGAAUUUUAUGAUGCACCAUGUAGUCCCUUAGAAGUAACUCCUCAAAUUCCAACCAGAGUUAAAAGUAUUCGACACAGAAAGUCACAAAAACAGGAUCGUUCUGUAAAUUUGACUGAGUUUAAAAUACGAUUUGAAGUAGCGGAGGUUUUGAUUCAGUUUUACCACCUUGUUGGAGAUUGUGAACUACCUGUGAUAGAACUUGAUGUGUUAGGAUUGGGAACGGAAGUUGAGAUCAGAACAUUUGAUUUGAAAGCAAAUGCAUUUUUGAAAGAGUUUUGCUUAAAAUGCCCAGAAUACAUGGAUGUAAACAAGAAACCAGUUUAUUUGGUUACAACAUUGGAUAACACAAUGGAAGACCUGUUAACAAUGGAAUAUGUGAAGGUUGAAAAAGGUGCACCUAAUUUGAAAAGUGCCUAUAACAAUGUUGUACAGUUGAUUAAGGUGAAUUUUUCUUCUUUGGAUAUUCAUUUACAUACUGAAGCACUUCUGAAUACAAUAAAUUACCUCAAUAAUAUCCUUCCACAAGCAGAGGGAAAACCAACUUCGGUAUAUGUCGCAGAGACUGAAGACAAAGGGGAUGUCAUCAAAAAAAUAGCUGUAAAGCUCUCCACAAAUGAAGAUAUCAUUACCUUGCAGAUUUUAGCAGAAUUAUCAUGCUUACAGAUUUUUAUUCAGGAUGAGAAACGUAACAUUUCUGAAAUCAAAAUUGAAGGGCUUGAUGCUGAGAUGGUGAUGAGGCCUUUGGUCACUGAAAUCAAUGCAAAGCUCAGGAAUAUAGUUGUUCUGGAUUCUGACGCAACAGCCAUAUACAAAAAGGCUUUGUAUAUAACUGGAAAAGAAGUUUUCAGCUUCAAAGUGGUUUCUUACGUGGAUGCAACUGCCGGCUCUGCAUACACAGACAUGAGCGUGGUGGACUUCCAAGUUGACUUAACUGUUGGUUGCAUUGAGGUGGUUUUUGUCACGAAAUUUCUGUAUACUGUACUGGCUUUUAUAGAUAAUUUUCAAGCAGCAAAACAAGCGUUGGCCGAGGCAACUGUUCAGGCCGCGGGCAUGGCUGCUACUGGUGUGAAGGAACUGGCACGCAGGAGCUCCCGGAUGGCCCUGGAUGUGAACAUCAAAGCCCCUGUGGUGGUGAUCCCACAGUCCCCGGUGGCUGAGAACAUCUUUGUUGCUGAUUUUGGACUCAUCACCAUGAAGAAUACCUUCUACAUGAUAACGGAGAGCCAGAGCAACCCCCCGCCUGUCAUUGAUCUGAUCACAGUGAAGCUGAGUGAGAUGCGGCUGUACAGGUCUCAGUAUAUUAAUGAUACAUACCAACAAGUGCUGGAUAUACUGCUGCCAUUAAAUCUUGAAGUGGUUGUCGAGCGAAAUUUGUCUUGGGAGUGGUACCAAGAAGUUCCUUUUUUUAACGUGAAUGCUCAGCUAAAACCCAUGGAGUUUAUCCUCAGUCAAGAAGAUAUAACAAUUAUUUUUAAAACGUUGUAUGGCAACAUCUGGUACGAAGACGAUCACAUUGCCUCAGCUGCUGCGGAAGACCAACCAAAUGUUAGUAAUGAAGUUCCCAGCGCUUCGCCCCAUGCAGCAGGAGCGACUGUGGUGACGGCUGCUGUGGUAGAAGUACACUCACGUGCGUCUCAAGUGAAGACGAUGCUGAACAUGACCUUGAAAACGGAUUAUCUCACCAUGGUGCUGUACAGCCCAGGUCCUGCGGAGGCUUCCUUCACAGAUGUCCGGGAUCCUUCCCUUAUACUUGCUGAAUUUAAACUGGAGAAUAUUUUAAGUAUUGCAAAAAUGUAUUCAGAUGAUUCAACAUCAUCUUCCUUCUCAUUAAAAAACUGCAUUUUAGAUGAUAAAAGGCCUCAUGUCAAGAAAGCAACUCCAAGGAUGAUAGGCCUAACUGUUGGGUUUGAGAAGAAGGACAUGAUGGACGUGAAGCAUAGAAGAGUCCGCGAUUACUGCGUGACAGAUGCAGUCUUUCAAGAAAUGUACAUUUGCGCCAGCGUGGAGUUCCUCCUGACUGUGGCCAAUGUCUUUUUUGAAGCUUACGCUGCAGGCUUAGUUGUAGAAAGCAGUGUUCAAACGUGGGCGUCUAAGGACGAAGUACCUGCACAGCAACCAGAGAAAUAUGAAGUUAAUAUUAUCAUUAAGAAUCCUGAGAUUGUGUUUGUAGCUGACAUGACCAGACACGAUGCUCCUUCUUUAGUCAUUACGACGCAGUGUGAGGUCUGCUGCAAAGGAGACGUGGAGAGCAGCACAGUGACUGCUGCCGUUAAAGACCUCCAAGUGCAGGCGUGCCCGUUCCUGCCCGCCAAGAGGAAGGGCAAGGUCACCACUGUAUUGCAGCCCUGUGACUUGUUCUAUCAGGCUACUCAGACAGGGUCAACUCCGCAGGUGAUUGACGUGUCCGUGAAAUCCCUGACGUUAAAGGUUUCACCAGUUAUCAUAAACACCAUAAUUACUAUAACUUCAGCACUUUACACAACUAAGGAAACCAUUCCAAAAGAAGCUGCUGCUUCUACGGCACAUUUGUGGGAGAAGAAGGAGAUAAAGAACUUAAAAAUGUGGUUUCUGGAAGAAUCAAAUGAAACUGAAAAAAAGGCUCCCGCAGCUGAGUUGGCGCCCAAAGGAGAGAUGAUAAAAGUGAACGUGGACUCCGUGUUUAUAGUCCUCGAGGCUGGGGUCGGGCAGAGAACGGUGCCCAUGCUGUUGGCCAAGUCCCGGUUUACAGGGGAAGGCAAGAACUGGAGCACGCUGAUAAAUCUCCACUGUCACAUUGAACUGGAAGUACAUUAUUAUAAUGAAAUGUUUGGUGUAUGGGAGCCUUUGCUUGAACCUUUAGAAAUUGAUCAGACUGAGGAUUUUAGACCAUGGAAUCUUGGAAUCAAGAUGAAAAAGAAAGCCAAAAAGGCUAUUGUCGAGUCGGAUGUGGAAGAAGAAAAUUACAAAGUGCCAGAAUAUAAAACUGUGAUCAGUUUCUAUUCCAGAGACCAGUUAAAUAUCACAUUGUCCAAAUGUGGCCUUAUCAUGUUAAAUAAUUUAGUCAAGGCGUUCACAGAAGCUGCCACUGGGCCCGCACCUGUCUUCGUCCGGGAUCUCGCACCGUUCAUCGUCGUCAAUUCCCUCGGCCUGCCUGUCUCUGUUUCGCCGAGCGAUUCUUUCAGUGUGCUCAGUGUUCCUCUGGCAAAGUCGUAUGUACUGAAAAGUGAGGAGAGCUUGAGUAUGGAUUAUGUGCUCAGGAAGGACAACGAUCACUUCAGUGCGAUGACCAGCCUGAGCAGCAAACUCUUCUUCAUUCUUCUAACACCUGUUAACCAUUCCACUGCUGAUAAGAUUCCGUUAACAAAGGUGGGACGACGUCUGUAUACUGUGAGACACAGAGAGUCUGGAGUGGAAAGAUCUAUUGUCUGUCAGAUCGAUGCAGUGGAAGGAAGUAAGAAGGUUACGGUUCGCUCCCCAGUGCAGAUUAGAAAUCAUUUUUCAGUGCCGCUCUCUGUUUAUGAAGGAGAUAAAUUAUUAGGAACUGCUUCACCUGAAGAUGAAUUCAACAUACCAUUAGCAUCUUACCGAUCAUUGCUUUUUCUGAAGCCAGAAGAUGCGGACUAUCGAAAGUGUGAAGGAAUUGACUUUGAGGAAAUUAUAAAAAACGAUGGUGGUCUUCUGAAGAAGAAGUGUAAAUCUGUAAAUCCUUCUAAGAAACUAUUUAUUAUUAAUGUUGUCCCCGAAAAAGAUAACUUGACGUCUCUCUCGGUGUAUUCUGAGGACGGCUGGGACCUGCCCUACGUUUUGCAUCUGUGGCCGCCUAUCCUACUGCGAAAUCUUCUGCCCUACAAAAUUGCUUACUACGUGGAGGGUAUAGAAAAUACAGUUUCUACUCUAAGUGAAGGUCACUCAGCCCAGAUUUGUAAUGUGCAGCUGGAGAAAGCCACGCUGCAUUUAAAAUUACUUGAUUACCUGAGCCGCGACUGGCAGAGUGAGUAUCACAUGAAACCCGCGCAGCAGGACAUCAGUUUCAUCAGUUUCACCUCUGUUACAGAAACCGAAAAAACUGAGUUAGAUAUUGCUGUCCACGUGACUUACAACACUGGCCAGACAGUUGUGGCAUUUCACAGUCCGUACUGGAUGGUCAAUAAAACUGACCGGAUGUUGCAGUACAAAGCAGAUGGGAUCCAUCGGAAGCAUCCACCGAAUUACAAAAAGCCAGUUCUCUUCUCUUUUCAGCCGAAUCACUUUUUUAAUAAUAAUAAGGUUCAGCUUAUGGUGACAGACAGUGAGUUGUCGGAUCAAUUUUCCAUUGACACUGUUGGCAGUCAUGGAGCUGUUAAAUGCAAAGGCCUGAAAAUGGAAUACCAAGUUGGUGUCACAAUAGACCUCAGUAGCUUUAACAUUACUAGAAUUGUUACAUUUACACCUUUUUACAUGAUUAAAAACCAAAGUAAAUAUCGUGUAUCAGUGGCUGAAGAAGGACAUGAAAAGUGGCUUUUUCUUGAUUUGGAUCAGUGUAUCCCCUUUUGGCCUGAGGAUGCUGCUGGUAAACUACUUAUACGAGUGGAAGGGAAUGAAGGGCCUCCCAAAAGGAUAUAUUUUAACAAGCAAGAAAAUUGUAUUUUAUUGCGUCUCAAUAAUGCGCUUGGAGGUAUUAUAGCAGAGGUUAACUUGGCCGAGCACUCCACGGUUAUCACAUUUUCAGAUUAUCAUGACGGGGCAGCCACUUUCCUGUUAAUAAAUGAUACCAAAGAAGACCUCAUUCAGUACAAACAAAGUUCCCUCAGUGAAAUAGAAGAUUCUCUUCCUCCUGGAAAAGCAGUGUUUUAUACAUGGGCUGAUCCCGUGGGUUCUAGAAAGUUGAAUUGGAGAUGUGGAAAAAGCCAUGGUGAAGUAACACAGAAAGAUGAUAUGAUGACACCUAUAAAUUUGGGGAAAAAGACCAUUUAUUUAGUUUCAUUCUUUGAAGGCUUACAGCGCAUUAUUUUAUUCACUGAAGAUCCCAGGGUUUUUAAAGUAACAUAUGAAAGCGAGAAAGCAGAGUUAGCGGAGCAAGAAAUUGCACUGGCACUGCAAGAUGUUGGUAUUUCUCUGGUCAACAAUUACACAAAGCAAGAAGUAGCCUAUAUAGGCAUUACAAGUUCCGAUGUGGUUUGGGAGACCAAGCCUAAGAAGAAGGCGAGAUGGAAGCCGAUGAGCGUGAAACACACCGAGAAGUUAGAGAGAGAAUUUAAGGAAUACACCGAAUCUUCACCUUCAGAAGAUAAAGUCAUUGAGCUGGACACUCACAUCCCGGUUCGUUUUACACCUAGUGGUAAUAACAUGAAAAUUUUGCAACCACAUGUAAUAGCUCUCCGAAGAAAUUAUCUUCCAGCAUUGAAAGUGGAACAUAGCACAUCUACACAUCAGUCAUCAUUUAGAAUUCAAGUUUACAGAAUACAGAUCCAAAACCAGAUACAUGGCGCUGUGUUUCCUUUUGUGUUUUAUCCGAUUAAGCCCCCCAAGUCUGUCACCAUGGACUCAGCGCCCAAGCCGUUUACAGAUGUCAGCAUUGUCAUGAGAUCCGCAGGACAUUCCAAGAUCUCGCGUAUUAAGUAUUUUAAAGUGUUGAUUCAGGAGAUGGACCUCAGGUUGGACCUUGGGUUUGUGUAUGCUUUAGCAGACCUCAUGACAGAGGCGGGAGUCACCGAGAACACGGAGGUUGAACUUUUUUCUAAAGAUAUGGAAGCUUUUGAAGCAGAGUGUAAAACUGACUCGUUAGUAGACCAGUCACAAGUCAGUCUCUAUGAAUACUUCCAUAUAUCCCCUAUCAAGUUGCACUUGAGUGUCUCACUGAGUCCGGGUCGAGAAGAAGCUAAGGAUGCAGACCAACACGGAGGACUGAGGCCGGUGCACUCUUUAAAUCUGCUGCUGAAGAGUAUUGGAGCCACCCUUACAGAUGUACAGGAUGUCGUCUUUAAGCUUGCCUUCUUUGAGCUCAACUAUCAGUUCCAUACAACAUCUGAACUUCAGUCUGAGGUGAUUAGACACUAUUCCAAGCAGGCCAUUAAGCAGAUGUAUGUACUCAUUCUUGGACUUGAUGUUUUGGGAAAUCCCUUUGGCUUAAUUAGAGAAUUUUCAGAAGGUGUGGAAGCAUUUUUCUAUGAACCUUACCAGGGAGCCAUUCAGGGUCCUGAAGAGUUUGUAGAGGGAAUGGCGCUAGGAUUUAAGGCUCUACUUGGUGGAGCUGUUGGUGGAUUAGCAGGCGCUGCUUCUAAAAUCACGAGUGCCAUGGCCAAAGGAGUAGCAGCUAUGACGAUGGAUGAAGACUACCAGCAGAAGAGAAGGGAGGCCAUGAAUAAGCAGCCGGCCGGUCUUAGAGAAGGCAUCACUCGUGGAGGCAAAGGCUUAGUGUCUGGUUUUGUAAGUGGCAUAACAGGAAUUGUCACAAAGCCAAUCAAAGGAGCUCAAAAGGAAGGAGCAGCUGGUUUCUUUAAAGGAGUUGGGAAAGGUUUAGUUGGAGCAGUGACGAGGCCGACUGGAGGCAUCAUAGACAUGGCCAGCAGUACAUUUCAGGGGAUAAAAAGAGCUACAGAGACUUCAGAAGUGGAGAGUCUGCGACCUCCUCGGUUCUUCAGUGAGGACGGGGUGAUCAGACCUUACAGGCUGCGGGACGGCACUGGGAAUCAGAUGUUACAGGUCAUGGAAAACGGAAGAUUUGCAAAACACAGAUACUUCACCCAUGUCAUGAUCAAUCAAACAGACAUGUUCAUGAUAACCAGAAGUGGGGUGUUGUUUGUAACAAAAGGAACCUUUGGACAGCUUACGUGUGAGUGGCAGUACAGUUUUGACGAAUUCACGAAAGAACCAUUCAUUGUUCAUGGGAGAAGACUGCGCAUCGAAGCAAAGGAACGAGUAAAGUCUGUAUUCCAUGCAAGAGAGUUUGGAAAAAUAAUUAACUUCAAGACCUCAGAGGAUGCUAGGUGGAUCCUCACAAAGCUAGAAGAGGCAAGAGAACCUUCUCCAAGCCUCUGAUGGAGAACACAGCCUGAAGACACACAGCAAUAAACAACCACAGCUUCAAUACUGUACCUUCCCAAACCUGCUUGGGAGCAUUUGGAAGAGGUAAUUCCAGGUACCAUGUGUUCUAG